AUGGAGGACUGUGAUGCUGGCUCAUCACAUGAAGCGUCGCCAGCAACCCCCAUCAAGUAUCUACGCAGCAGGCGGUCGCGACACCCUCAAAUUCAACAAGUCGCAAGCCCGACCACCCAUGGUACUCGGACGCGUGUUAGCCUCAGGCGUGCGACGCUGCCCGAGUCAUUCGUCCCCGACCCGCGGUGCACGUUCCUGCCGGGAAAUGGUGGUCGCGCCCCUGCGCUGAUCUGCCAGAUCUGCUUUGAGAAUCGUUUCGACCCGGCCAACAGCACGGACGCGCCUAACCAGGACGACUCGUUUGUCAUCCUGCCGUGUGGUCAUGUGGCUUGUGCGCCGUGCCUGGGCGUCUGGCAGCAGCAGCAGCAGCAGCAGGAAGAAGAAGGCCAAGGCGGCAACGCCGCCGCCACCUGUCCCUUUUGUCGACUAAUGUUGCGCCACGGUGUCUGCAAGCAUAGCCUCCAGACGAGGUACCUCACCCGCCGGGACAUACUGUCAGGGAAGCUCCCCAGGACGAUCCCCGACGGGGGUGGGAUCCCGGAUCAUUGUCGCGAGUGCGUCGAUGGCGUCCUGGUCGCCGAGUUUGCACCCCGGCAGCGCUCCGUUUCUGCCCAGUUGGCGCUCGCCCGGGGUAGGUUGCGUGCCGCGCCCGCGAGGUCUGUUGAGACAGGUGAGUUGUUGUCGAUCCCUGGGGAACUGCUCGAGGCAGUGGAUGCUCUCCAGCGGCACCAGGAGAGCUUGACGUGCGAAAAGGAGGCCACAAGGGAGAGUCUUGGCGGGGGUGGUUGGUGA
Molecule: messenger RNA, 792 nt
Organism: Emericellopsis cladophorae
Lineage: Eukaryota; Fungi; Ascomycota; Sordariomycetes; Hypocreales; Bionectriaceae
Exons: 1
Coding region: 1-792 (263 amino acids)
Source: RefSeq, a predicted model, not a curated record